CUACAUCAGGUGCAGUUACUGCAAAUUCAUAUUUCAUGCUGACUGUGCAAAGUACGAGUUGAUCGAUUUGAUAACGAAAGAAGAAGAAGGCAUUUGCGAUGUCUGUUCUGGGGAGCAACCCAAAUAACAUGGUAUGGAUUAGUUUGACAAGAAAGUCUGGAGAAGUUAUCACCAGACUAGUGCAUAGAGAUAUUGCAGAAGCAUUAAAAUCUUCAAAUACAGAUCCAGAAGUGAAAGCUUUACUGUGGCAAACUUUAACUAGUAACAACAAUGAGGGGUCAAUGUUAACCAAGAACAAUGAGGAUUCAAACAAAAACAAGGAUGAACAGCCAGGUUGUAGUACUAGUGGCAAUGUCUGUACUAAUGCAAGAGAGGAUUCAAGUAUGCAAUGGACUCCUUCAGCUGAGAAGUUAGUGUUGAACAAGCACAAGGAAUUAGAAGAAUCCAAUAUACCCAUAAAGAAUAAAUGGAAGAAAGUAUGUGAAUUCAUGAAUACAUACAACUAUAAAUUUACUGCAGAGCAGUGCAGGCUAAAAAUCAAAGGACUUAAAGAGAAAUAUGAAAGAAACAAAAAAAAGAAUGAAAAAUUAGGAGAAUCUCCAGGAACGGAAGAUGAGCUAGAAUUAGAUGAUGUAUUUGAUAAAUUCCCUGAUAUGAAUCCAGAGUUUUCAAUUGAUUCCUCCAGUUCCUCCAAGAAAGGACCGACAAAAAGGAAGGAGUCCUCAAGUCCGGAAAGUGAUUCAAGCAGCAGUGUAGUGAAUGAUAAAGCAAAAUCCGCAAAAAGACCAAGAAGGGGUGUUGAUGUUAUAACGGAUUAUUUUGGAGAUGUCUUGCAGAAGAGAGAAGACGCUGCUGAACGUAGACAUAAAGAAAGAAUAGAGACGAUGAACUCUCUGGUAGAAGUGAUGAAGCAGGUGGCUAAUAAAAAGUAACUCAAAAGACACAUACAUUUAUUAGAUAUAGAUUUGUGCCAGUCUGUCAGAGUGUUGUACUGGGGUUGUGUAAUGUUUUAUUUUGAUUUUUUUUAAUUAGUUUUGAUGUAAGGGAACAUAAAGACAAUUGAGGUCUUG
This is a messenger RNA of Mytilus trossulus (common blue mussel), 1070 nucleotides long. RefSeq lists its product as uncharacterized. The record is from RefSeq and is a predicted model, not a curated record. Bases 99 to 932 code for a protein of 277 amino acids. Lineage: Eukaryota; Metazoa; Mollusca; Bivalvia; Mytilida; Mytilidae. The transcript is spliced from 5 exons.